GAAAACAGAGAGAAGAAAACAGAGAGGAACCCUUCUUCCAUGGCCAAAUCGGACCAGGAGAGAGAGCCGGAGGAUACCAAAGACUCACCGCCGGCGACGGCGGCGUGGGGGACAUGGGAGGAGCUUCUCCUGGCCUACGCCGUCAAUCGUUACGGCACCAAGAGCUGGGACUCUAUAUCCUCCGAGUUACGAAAACGGAGCUCCGCCCCGAUCCUUCUCACUCCUCAUCAUUGUGAAGAGAAAUACGGUGAACUCAAACGCCGUUUCAACCAAUCUGACGACGACGAUGUCGAUAUGGAUGACGGCAGUGACAAUACCACCACUGCUAUUCCUUGGCUGGAGGAAUUGAGGAAACUCCGGGUCCUAGAACUGCAGCGAGAACUAGAAAAUUACGAUCUAUACAUCUCGUCUUUGCAAUUGAAGGUGAAGAAAUUGACGGAGGAGAGUGAAAAAAACGGUGGAGAGACGAAGAAGAAGGCGGAUUUAGGGCAACGAAAUGAAGAGAUUGAAUUAAAAAAGGCGGAAGAAGCGAAGAACGAGACACCGGAGCCGGUGGUUUCCGGCGACGAGGAUUCCGACAGGGACAACCAGUCGGUGAACGGAUCGAACGGAAACCUAGAAACCGGUGUGGAGAAGUCGGAAAACGAAAAUGAAAACGAAGCGAGUCCGGGGGACGAGAAGCCUGAAUCGGCGGCGCUUUCACCCGUUCGUGAGGAGGAUUCGUGUAACGGUAGACCGGAUGGCAAAGAACCGGUGAAAACCGAACCGGAUGGUGAAGCGAGCGAGGCGCCCGAGUCAAUAGCCGAGUCGAAAAGUGAGGGAACAAUGAAAGAGAAUUCAGAUGUGCAAAGCUCGGCUAGCAAGUCGAGGAAGGAGAGAGUUGAUAGGGUGCGACGUGGGACCAGCAAAGAAGAUGAACGUGAGAUCGAGGAUCAAUCCACAGAUAGUAUUCCUGUUAGAUCCUUGCCGUUGGUUGAUUUCUUGCACAAACUUCAGAAGCUCGGCUCGCCGAUCUUCGAGCGUCGGCUCGAUAGACAGGAAAAACUAAGGUACAAGAACUUGAUUAGGCAACACAUUGAUUACGAGAUACUACAAACAAGGCUAAAAGAAGGCUGGUAUUCCGAUGGCAACGACAGAUUCUUCCGAGAUCUUCUGCUUCUCGUCAACAACACACGAAUAUUCUUCCCCAAAGAAUCCCCCGAAUCCGCUUCUGCAAUGGAGCUUCGACAACUUGUCCUAAAGGAGAUGAUGUCGAAGAAAAAACAGAAAACCGAUGCAAAAUUAACCGAGAAACAAACUUCAUCCAAAUCCACAAACUUGCCUCCAAAACGAGCUGCUGAACCACCUGAUUCCUUGCUUUUGAAACCCAAAUUAUCUGGCCCCAUUAUUGUUUGUCGAAAAAGAAGCUCAAUAACAGCUAAAGCAGCGGGAUCGUCCUCUGGGGCUGAUCGGAGAAAGGAGCAGCAAACAGAGGUGAAAAACUCCGAGAAGGUGAUUGAGGAAACCCGAGACACACCAAAGAGAUCCAGAGAUGGGUUCCCUUUGAUUUCAAAGAAAAAGGGGAAGAACAUUCGUGGGAAUACUUCGGAAGUGAACUCGAAUCAAGAUCAGGCGAAAACACCUGCCAAUGAUGCUUCAGACUCCAAAAGCGAUAAAAAGAAGAAGCUAACGGAAGCAGAGGAGAAGAAGCAAAGUGCAGCCAAGUUUUUGAACCGAAUGAAACGAACCUCAUCGGCCUCAAACAAUGAGCCGUUGCUUAACACAUUGAAAAGCACGGGAGGUGGUGGUAGUGGAGGUGGUGGUGGUGGUUCAGAGAACGACGGGAAAGGAGGAGGAGGAGGAGAGCAGAAGAAAGGUGGCGGUGUGAAGGGCGGUGGUGGAGACGGGAAGAAAGAUCAAGCAAAGAAAGGCUCGGGUGGACGCCAGGUAAAAGAACAAGGCAGUCCUGCGAAGAGGAGCGUCGGGCGACCACCAAAGAGAGCGGCGGCACCACCUCCAAUGGCAGCGACUUUGGGCAAACGGAAUCGUGAUUCCGGUGAGUCGGAGACGUUGGGCUCAAAACAAACGAAGAAAAGAUCAAAGAGGUUUUCAGGUCAGCUUAUGCGUAACAACUAAACCUCGGAUGACUAAGAAUGCUUAGAGUCA
This is a messenger RNA of Cynara cardunculus var. scolymus (artichoke), 2145 nucleotides long. RefSeq lists its product as uncharacterized. Bases 40 to 2115 code for a protein of 691 amino acids. Gene Ontology annotation, molecular function: protein binding. Lineage: Eukaryota; Viridiplantae; Streptophyta; Magnoliopsida; Asterales; Asteraceae. The transcript has 4 exons. The record is from RefSeq and is a predicted model, not a curated record.